UCCAGUUCUUUAUUAGCUUGCGGGCAGCGAAUGGAAGGUUUCAUCUUUUCGUAAGCACAUGGAGCGAAAAUAAAUUGACAUUUUCUCUUCCGAAAAUGGGAAACCUCCACGCAUCUAGUCCUCCACCUGGUACUACUCCUCCUCCACCACCAUUAACGGCUCCCUUACCACAAAAUACAUCGAUUUGCGAGAAGAAAUCUAUCACCCCUGCAGUUGGCAACCCCGGCUCGUUUGAAGAGUUACAUAAGAAAUGUAAAGAUGUUUUCCCUCAGUGUUUUGAAGGAGCUAAGCUUCUGUUGAAUAAAGGCAUUAGCAGUCACUUUCAAGUUUCACAUAACUUAUCAUUAAGCUCACUUGGACCUGGAAGUUAUCACUUUGGAGCCACAUAUGUUGGAGAUAAACAAACUGGACCACAUGAGUCGUAUCCAGUUCUUGUAAGCGAUAUUGAUCUAAAGGGAAAUCUAAAUUCACAAAUUAUUCACCAGUUCACCGAUGGCAUUCGAGGAAAAUUUAUUUUACAGACUCAAAAAAAGUUUUGGGCAAUGCAACAGUACGAUAUUGAAUAUCGCGGGCGUGAUUUCACAACAAGCGUCACCUGCGUGAAUCCCGAUCCCUUUAAAUUAUCUGGAAUCGUCGUUGCUCAUUAUCUACAGAGCCUGACGUCAUCGCUGUCACUGGGCGGAGAAUUCCUUUACCAUAACGCUGCUGGCCAAGAGGCCGCGGUCGUUUCUUUGGCUGGUCAAUACAAGACUGACGAUUGGGUGGCCUGUGCUACUGUAGGGCAGGCAGGAUGGCAUGCUAGUUAUCAUCAUAAAGGAAAUGAGAAUGUGGACGUUGGUGUACAGUACGAGUACAAUACCCAACAGCAGACUAGCUCUGUCAGUGUUGGCUAUCAGUUCAACGUUCCCAAAGCCAACUUAACUUUUCGCGGUAUGUUGGACUCGAACUGGACAGUGGGUGCUGUUCUCGAAAAACGAUUUCACCCUUUACCGUUUACAUUCUCACUGUCUGGAACAAUGAAUCACGAUAAGCGUGAAUCACAGUUCGGGUUCGGUUUGACGGUGGGGUGAAAUCAUGAAUGUAUGAUUUGUUUCUUAUCCACUAAUCAUGGCGUAGGUACAUAAAUAUAUAAUUUUGAUGCUUUUGAACAACGCGCUGUUGUAGAAAGUACGUCUAUUUUUCCAGUUCAAAACUAAUGUAAUUCAUGGUAUGUCUAUUGAUGGACGGAUAGCAUUUUUGCAUUUUAUCUAAAAAUAAAGUUUUCAAUUAUUCUGUAAAAA
This is a messenger RNA of Xenia sp. Carnegie-2017, 1280 nucleotides long. RefSeq names its product mitochondrial import receptor subunit TOM40 homolog. The coding region runs from base 96 to 1070 and encodes 324 amino acids. The record is from RefSeq and is a predicted model, not a curated record. NCBI's taxonomy places the organism in Eukaryota, Metazoa, Cnidaria, Anthozoa, Malacalcyonacea, Xeniidae. Gene Ontology annotation, molecular function: transmembrane protein transporter activity. Gene Ontology annotation, biological process: protein import into mitochondrial matrix. The transcript is spliced from 4 exons. Gene Ontology annotation, cellular component: mitochondrial outer membrane; mitochondrial outer membrane translocase complex.